AUGGAAUUAUAUGUAUGGAUUCAAAUUAAGGAUGAUUUAUCUCAUCAAAUAGAGGAGUCGGUGGCUAAGUCUUGUCCGAUGAUAUGUCGAGAAGUUGUUGAAAAUAACAAGGGGUCUUCAAAAAACUGUGCAGUAUCUCUUCCACCAUGUGUCACAUCUACAAUAUUGGGUUUAAUAUUGGAUUAUUGUCGAUUUUAUCAAAUAAAAGGACGUUCUGAAAAGGAGUGCAAGGCUUUUGAUGAAACUUUUAUUUCAAAAGAUGAAAAGACUUUGUGUGAGUUAGGAACUGCUGCUGUAAGUUUGGAAAUAACGCCUUUGAUUGACUUAACUUGUGAAGAACUUGCUCGACAAACUAAAGAUAAAACCCCUAAAGAGGUUUCAAAACUAUUUCAUUUAAAUGAUGAACUUGACGAGGAGGAAGAUCUUGAGAAUAUCAAGUAUAUGACUGGAUAUUCACGGGUGUUGCUUUUCAAGAGAUUUUCUGAUAUAAAGAAUCAAGAACUACAAGUGCGAAAGACAUUGAAAGAUAUUAAGGUUGUUGAGAAACCUAAAGAUGAACGCUCUAUUAAUGAUUUACUUAAAUUUAUUAAUGAGUCAGAUUGUGGUACUUCAACGGUCAAGAAGAAAAAGAAGAAUAGGAGAAUGAAGGAAAAAUCAAAAGAUCUUUCUUUAAACACUACCUUAGAAAAUAAUAACAAAAAUAAGGAGUGUAAAGAGGAUUUUGAAGAGGAUUUUGAAGAUGAUUUCGAUCCUUUAAUGAAGGAGGAAAUUGACAGGUUAGCUAUAUUCUUCUUUUAA
This is a messenger RNA of Vicia villosa (hairy vetch), 798 nucleotides long. RefSeq names its product SKP1-like protein 20. The transcript has 6 exons. Lineage: Eukaryota; Viridiplantae; Streptophyta; Magnoliopsida; Fabales; Fabaceae. Gene Ontology annotation, molecular function: cullin family protein binding. Bases 1 to 798 code for a protein of 265 amino acids. The record is from RefSeq and is a predicted model, not a curated record. Gene Ontology annotation, cellular component: cytoplasm; nucleus. Gene Ontology annotation, biological process: SCF-dependent proteasomal ubiquitin-dependent protein catabolic process.